UCUCGCGGAUAUCAGACGCGCGUUGAUCGACAGAACGCUUAUAGGAACGUCGUCUUUGUCGCGGUUUUAGCUCGGCAUAAUCGUCUCGCGUGCAACGGAUACUCGCGAUCGCGGCGGAUGCGAUAUCACGCUUUCGCGAUCCAUCUUACGUUCCGCCAACGGUUUUGCGAUUCUAUUCGAAUGGUAAUAACGGUGCUCGCCGAUUAUCGAAACGUGAAAAAUUCGCGCAGUUAGCAGCCGACGUUCUAUAUAGACGAAUGGAAGCGGUAUAAUAAAAGAAUAGGAAGAAUAUAGCGCGGGAUAAGAUAUAUCGACCGGUUGUUCGAUCUCUUAAAGGACGCCAUUCGUUUUGGCGGGCACGUGGCUUCUCGUUGCCGGCUUGAAUGCGAAUUCGUUGGACCGAACCGAAUUGCCGUUCGCACUCAUGAACAGUAUUACGUCAAAAAUGGAGUCUAUGGAUAUAGCAGAGCCCACUAUCCUGGAUAAAGAUGUUGGCGCAACAUCCUGUAAGGAGUCUGUAUCUGUCGAUGAUAUGACCUCGAGAGACUAUUACUUUGAUUCUUAUGCUCAUUAUGGAAUACACGAGGAAAUGUUAAAAGAUGAAGUACGCACUGUAACUUAUCGUAAUUCAAUGUAUCAUAACAAACAUCUCUUCAAAGGGAAAACGGUUCUUGAUAUUGGCUGCGGCACCGGUAUUCUCUCCAUGUUUGCAGCUAAGGCUGGCGCAGCUAAAGUUAUCGGUAUCGAGUGCUCUAAUAUUGUCGAAUAUGCAGAGAAGAUAGUAGAAGCGAACAAUCUUUCCAAUGUUAUAACGAUACUUAAAGGAAAAGUCGAGGAAGUUUCAUUACCCGAUGGAAUAGAGAAGGUCGAUAUAAUAAUAUCCGAAUGGAUGGGCUAUUGUUUGUUCUACGAAUCCAUGUUAGACACAGUACUUUUUGCCAGGGAUAAGUGGCUUCGCGAAGAUGGUAUGCUAUUUCCUGACAAAGCGACUUUGUUUAUCUGUGGGAUUGAAGACAGACAAUACAAGGACGAAAAGAUUAAUUGGUGGGAUGAUGUAUACGGAUUUGACAUGAGUAGUAUAAGGAAGGUGGCGAUUAGCGAGCCACUAGUGGAUGUUGUUGAUCCCAAACAAGUCGUUACAAAUGCAUGCCUAAUCAAAGAAGUUGAUCUUUACACUGUGACGAAAGCGGAUCUCGAGUUUUCAUCGCCAUUUACCCUGCAAGUUCGUAGAAACGACUAUGUUCAAGCCCUAGUUACAUUCUUCAACAUCGAAUUCACCAAGUGCCACAAACGUAUUGGCUUCAGUACCGCACCGGAAGUGCCAUAUACACAUUGGAAGCAAACUGUCUUUUAUUUCGACGAAUACAUGACGGUGAAGAAAGGAGAGGAAAUUUAUGGCGUAUUUUCGAUGAGGCCCAAUGCCAGAAAUUAUAGAGAUCUGGAUUUCAGCAUCGAGUUGGACUUUAAAGGAGAGUUGUGUCAAGUACACGAAACUAAUAAUUACCGUAUGCGCUGAUAUUCAGCGGAUUGUGCGUCUUCUUCCUCUUUUUUUUCAUAGCUCAUGAGAAAUCAUUUAAUCAAACCUGGAGUCGAUUCUCUACUAAUUAUGCAAUUAUAAACGAUGAUCGCAAUUAUAAACAGCACGAUCGAUGCAUGCAUCGAUGAUGGUACAUGAGCUGUCAAAGUUUUGCGAAUCUUUAAUUUUUAAAAUGAUGCUUCCUGGUUAGACGUUUAAUGUAAUGACUUUUAUAGACAUUCUCCGAUAAACGUGCAAAUCUGGUAAAUCUAUCAUAUUUAUAACACUAAAUUCGAACAAACGACGAGAUAUUGUAGUAAGAAAAUAAACGAAUUUUCGCGCACAACUGAAAAUCAUCAGUUUGAUUGUAAAAAAAAAAGAAAAGAAGAAGAAAAACUUUUUGAACCUUAAACAUGAGUGUGUCUUUAUGAUAUUUCAUCGUAAUGUUAAAAGAAACUACUUGUGUGUGUAUAAUUAAUAAGUCUGACAUAUAAUAAAAUAUAAUUGUGCGCCAAAAUUCUUUGCCCUCAAAAUUAUUUAUUUUUAUAUAUUACAGGAUUCUUUGCGCUUAAAUGUAUGUGAUAAUGCUAUCAAAAAUUGCAUUAUGUUUGACAAAAGCAUCUUUUACACAAAUUUUAAUCUGAUUACAAUUUUUACGCGAAUUUUUAUUAUUGCUUAUUUUAAAUCGACAUUCAUUUAUUUGCGAUUUGUCAAAAAAUAACAAAUAGAAUGGAUGUGUUUGAAGAGUGCUAUUUUUCUGCAAAUGUUCUUGUAUGUACAUGACAAUGUGAACGAGCCUAAUGGCGAAAAUCCUCGAAAAGUAUUUGAACAUUGAUAUAAAUAUAAUUAUACAAUC
Messenger RNA from Formica exsecta, 2372 nucleotides. It is a transcript of the gene Art1, whose product is annotated as protein arginine N-methyltransferase 1. Gene Ontology annotation, biological process: peptidyl-arginine methylation. Gene Ontology annotation, molecular function: protein-arginine N-methyltransferase activity. The transcript has 2 exons. The record is from RefSeq and is a predicted model, not a curated record. NCBI's taxonomy places the organism in Eukaryota, Metazoa, Arthropoda, Insecta, Hymenoptera, Formicidae. Bases 425 to 1516 code for a protein of 363 amino acids. Gene Ontology annotation, cellular component: nucleus.